Molecule: messenger RNA, 1488 nt
Organism: Beauveria bassiana ARSEF 2860
Lineage: Eukaryota; Fungi; Ascomycota; Sordariomycetes; Hypocreales; Cordycipitaceae
Product: C6 transcription factor
Exons: 4
Coding region: 1-1488 (495 amino acids)
Biological process (GO): positive regulation of transcription by RNA polymerase II
Cellular component (GO): nucleus
Molecular function (GO): transcription cis-regulatory region binding; DNA-binding transcription factor activity, RNA polymerase II-specific; zinc ion binding
Source: RefSeq, a predicted model, not a curated record
AUGCCGGUGGCGCGCAACACGCCGCCGGAGAAGCGCAGAGUCAGGACUGGAUGCGUCGCUUGUCGCCAGCGACGUCGAAAAUGUGAUGAAAAGAAACCGCAGUGCGCCAGCUGCGAGUCAAGAAAGGUUGUCUGCAAAUACGUCAUCACUCCAGAUCCUCGAUCUGGUACAUACACAGAAAUCACGUUCAUUGACGAAAAACCCUCUUCAGCCGAUGCGCAACCAAGCUCAGAGGAUUGUAAAGUGGCAUCAGCAAGGCAGCCUCCUCGGUGUAGCGUGCGUUGGCAGCAGCCCGCUUCACAGCCCGCAACAAACUCUCCGGCAGCCAUCUCAAGCUGGGAUUCUUAUUUUGACACUGAGCUUCCAGAAGCAUCUCAGCGAGACAUUGCGUUGCUACGGCAGUUUCGUUACCGCACUGCGCCGUGGCUAGAGGCCGGCGAUCCUAACAGCAAAUUCGGCGUUGCCAUGAUGAGAAUGGCCCAGGAGCAUGAGCUUAUACGGAUUCUUCUCACCGAAUUGGCAUCAUCACAUCUCCUGGGCCGGUUCAACAAACCUCAUACACAAGAAGCUCAUACCCGGUUAAAAGCAUGUCUAGAGCUGGAAUAUGUCGCGGAUGCGCUCAUCCACCUUACGGAAACUCUUUGCGCAGGCCCUCUCGCUUGGAGACAAUUCCGCUUUCAACACGGCACCUGCACCGCCGUCGAGGAACCUUUAAGAACUCUGAUACAGCAGCUAUCUCGUAUUGAUUUAGCAGCCUCGAUUUUGACCUCAACCCCGCCAGCGACAGAGUCGAGCUUUUUCCUUUUGCGGCCAGAACCUGGCUCUGAAGGAAAAUCGGUGCUACUUUCAGCCUACAACUGGGCGCUCUACCAUCUCACAUCAUGUCUUCACUUCGUCUACCGCUCCAGUGCCGCAGCUACAGAAGCAGCGCGUGCCAGCUCCAGCAGUCCUGGCGCAGUUCUCAUGCCCAGAGCUCCUCCUGAUUGGCAGACCCUCUGGCUGCGCAUCCAGUCAUGGUACGAUGCGCGGCCUGUGGAGUUUCAGUCGCUAGUCGAUGUCGGCAGCAUCGAGAGAAGCCAGAUUGAUCCCAUGAAUGCCGCCUCAUUCCCGAUACAUUUGUUCUCGAGCGCAAUUGCCGUGCAGGCAGCUACCUUUUACCACACCACUGCCCUUCUCCUGCUGCAUCACAAGCCUAGACUUCUCAGCAUGCCAGGCCGACGCCAGCAUUUGACGUCGGCGAAUUGGCAUGCAAGGGCUAUUGCAGGCAUUAUCACAUCGAAUGAAUUUCCUGAGCAGUGGGACCCGAUCGUCAUUGCCUCAGCUCUGCAUAUUGCAAAGGACAUUACACACUCUGCACAACAGCAAGCCAUGCUGGCAUGUCUCCAAAAUAUCACGACCCAGGCUGGGAUCCCGCUCGGAGAGGAAGAGCAGCAGCUGCGCGGUAUAUGGGCAGCUGCAAAUUUGGUUGAAAGCUCACUCUCUUGCUGA